AUGAAGUUUUCUUUGAGUUCUUUCAAGAACAAAUCAUCCUCAUCUAGUGAUGCAUCUUCGAGCGAUCCAAGUGAUAAUAGUGUUCCUCAAGCGCCACCAUCCAGGAAACUGAGUGAGCGUUUAAGUUUUCCAUCGACAAGCGAAAUCGGGUCCCAAAUAAAGAGCAGAAGGAAAAGUUCACAUCACAAAAUUGACCUCGAUUUUAUGAAGAUCCCACCAAAGGCAUUAGAGGCCCUAAAACCCUUAACUGCCUUACUAGCAAGCCAAGAGACCAAGAGAUAUUUUUACUGGUCAUAUGAUCCCCAAUAUGACGAUAUGUGGACCGUAACCACAGCUGAUUCAACUGAGAAAGUUUCUAUAAUUGAAAUAAAAGGUACAUCUUUCACAAUUGAGACACAAGAAACGUCCAGAGUACUAGACGUUGAUCUUACAGGGGGAGUUAUCUUGAGAGUCGAAUCUGAUGAAACAGGCAGCCAGUUAUUCUUUAAUGAUGGUGAAGUCACUUUGAGCAACCGUUCAAUUCACAACGUGAAUAUUUUAUAUAGAACUGCAUUAUUGGCUAUCUUUGAAAGGUUUUCUAUUCUCAAAGCUCUCACAGGUGCUCUUAUUGCACAAAUCGGUCUAAGAAUGUCAGAUAUAAAUUUGAUUUUAAAUUCUCACUUCAGCUUUAAGGACUGGUGUGAUGUUUACCUUGAGGAACAAGGUGGUUGGGUACGUCUCUGGUGUCAUGUUGAUGGCGUUGAAAAAAAAGGCAAGCCACCUUCUCAAAACCAAUCAAAUGGCACUGAAAAGAAGAAAAGUAGUUUGAAUGUAUUCGGUAAGAACAACAACAGUGAUCAAGCAGGUACUGCAACAAAAUCAUCUAAGAAGGGUGGGUACAAGAUUAAGUUUUAUAAGGAUAAUAAGUCAUUGAAUUCAAAGAAUAUGGUUUGUUUCAUUUCCUCUGAAUCGAAUGAAAUUCAAGACCUCUUCUUUUAUGGAACAAAUGAAAAUGAUGCAUUGAAUAGAAAUGACUAUGGUGAAUCCUUCCUAGAUAGCAAUUUAAACAUGAUUAAAAUAAUAGGUGAAGUGAGCUUUUCUAAUACUGCCAACUCUCCAUACCAGGAACCAAAUGCCACUUUUUCUAAGAGUGGUAGUUCCGGGUUCUUGAACGGACAAUUAAGACAAUUGUCUAGAUCAAGCCGUAAUAUGAGUGUAAGCAGUGAGGCCAGCUCAAAUGAAGAUUCUCAAUUAACCUCACCAAAGAUGAGAACUGGUUUUUUCACCUCUCCGAAGUUGGGAGGAAACACAAGCCCUGUUGUAGGCAAACACCAGAGAACAGCAUCCACUGCUUCCAAGAAGUCGAGUAAAUCUCUGCCACAAAAUUUCGCAAUCAAAAAGAGAUCCUUACUUAUUAGACCAGUCGAGCAUGAAGGUGUUAAACAAUUAGAGACGUUGAUUCGUUUCAUUGUACCAUUGAUGAACUGCCUAGGUAUGUAUGGUCGUCCUCACCAUUUCUCUACCGAUAAGGCUGAUCCAAACUCUUUGAUGUACGGCCUCCCAAGACUUCCAAUUAUAGAUUAUUUUGCGAGAAAGGAAACCAGACAACUGUUACAACAAGGACCACAAGAUCAAUCUUUGAUGUUAGAAUCCGAAACCUCAGCCGUGGCUAUGAAAUGGUUAACUCAAGAGUUAAAGAAUUUCUCAAAGCAAAAUUCUAACAGGGAAAAUACUUUGACAUUUACGAAGAUCACCGAUAUUUAUCCAACAAUCACUACGCAAUCCAAGACUCAGUCACAAAGCCAGAUUGAUGCCAAUGCUCCCGUCGAGGAACAGGCCAUGCAACAGAACUUGCCUAGUGAGCCUGAGAAUGGCCAAUAUGAACAUUUCCAGGACACGUCUGAAUUCCAACCUGCCAAUAACUUACCUACAAAUGGCAUGUCUUAUGAUAACAAUUACGUGCAAGAUCAAUACGUUCAGGAUCAAAUGGUCCAGGAUCAUAUGCAAGCAGAAGCAGAGCAAAUGCAGGCAGGUAUUGAUAUGGGACUCGACUUUGAUAUGGCAAUGAUCACUGAAAGCAUCAGAAACACUAACGUUGAGGACUACAAAUAA
This is a messenger RNA of Nakaseomyces glabratus, 2091 nucleotides long. RefSeq names its product Tph3p (gene TPH3). Lineage: Eukaryota; Fungi; Ascomycota; Saccharomycetes; Saccharomycetales; Saccharomycetaceae. The record is from RefSeq and is a predicted model, not a curated record.